Molecule: messenger RNA, 1074 nt
Organism: Coprinopsis cinerea okayama7#130
Lineage: Eukaryota; Fungi; Basidiomycota; Agaricomycetes; Agaricales; Psathyrellaceae
Exons: 8
Coding region: 1-1074 (357 amino acids)
Molecular function (GO): protein binding
Source: RefSeq, a predicted model, not a curated record
AUGACUCGUCGAUCCAGUCGUCUUCAGGCGAAAGCCGACGUCAAAGCUCCACGCAAUCAAGCUACCGAUGCAUCCGCCGAUGCCCAACCUACCCCGAUGACCAGUUCCAAGCGAAAACGAAACGCGAAGAGCGAGAUCAUCGCGACAUCUAGAGCACAGUCGGCAGUGGCGAGGGACGACAAAAAGGGACAACCCCUUCCUACUAAGCGAAGGAGAGUCAAAGCCAAAGAUGGAGGCAUCUUUGGAAAGCUACGCGACGUUCCUUUCGAUAUCCUCGAACAGAUAUUCUCGCAUUUAUCUCCUAUGGACCUCGUCAAUCUCGCUCGAACUUCGAAGCACCUGCGAGCAGCGCUCUUGAACAAGGGUCAGAGUCUAGUUCUCUGGAGAACAGUGUUGGAACAAGUUCCUGGCCUUCCUCGCCGGCCGGAGGACGUGAGUGAGCCGGCAUGGGCUGAAUUCCUGUUUGGGAGAACUUGUCAGAUAUGUGGUCGCCAAUCACUUACUACGCCUCAGUGGUGUAGUACGUUGCAACGGAAUCUCGAAUGGAAUGUUCCGACGCGUAUGAGAGGAUGCUUUGUCUGCCUCAAAAAGAUAUUUACUACUUUCCAUGAUUUGGGUCGCUCUGAACCAUGGGCGGUCGGCGUGCCGGCAUUGGAAUUCGACCGUUCCUUGCAUACAGAGAUUUUUAGAGAACGCUAUAGGAAGUACAGGACACUAUCCGGAGAUGAAAGGGAAGCCUGGGUAAAGAAGAUCAAAGAGGAGUGGCAGGCCAAAUAUUCAGGGCACAGAGAGUGCAGUAAAUGGCUGGAGAAAACGCUGGCGGAAGAGAGGAAGCGCGAGGCUGAGCUAAACAGGCGUGGCAGAGAUUUCAUAUACGAACGGAUGAAGGAAGAAGGAUUUGCAGAGGAUGUCGGAACUCCCGACAACCAUAGAAAGAUAGGAACCUUUUACACGGACAAGACAGUCGCGACCCUUUUGAGAAAGGAGGUUACUCCUGAAGUAUGGGCGAACGCCAAAGACAGUGUUAUGGUAGUUGCGCAGAAGUAUCGGAAGUUGCGACUUGAGAGAAAAUAA